AUGGAUCUAUCUGAGCUUGGAGAAGCUGCAGCUCUCCUCAGAAGAAAUGAGUCUGACCACCUGCUACCAGCCCUGCCCUUUGCAGGGAAGAAGAAAUGCUGGGUUCAUGACAAGAAGAAUGCUUAUAUUGAGGCUGAGAUUAAAGGGAGUGAGGAUGAAGGAAGAAUCACAGUGGAGACUAGUGAUGGAAAGAGUCUGAGUAUCAAGAAGGACAAAGUCCAGGAGAUGAAUCCUGAACAGUUUGAUAUGGUUGAGGAUGUGGCAAUGCUGACUCACCUCAAUGAAGCAUCUGUGCUGCACACACUAAGGAGACGCUACGCCCACUGGAUGAUCUAUACAUAUUCAGGUGUCUUCUGUGUGGCUAUAAACCCAUACAAGUUGCUUCCAGUGUAUCAGAAAGAAGUUAUGGUGGCCUACAAAGGGAAGAGGCGACCCGAAGCUCCCCCGCACAUCUUCGCGGCUGCUGAUAAUGCCUUUCAGGAUAUGCUUCGCAAUGGAAAGAAUCAGUCUAUACUCUUCACAGGGGAAUCUGGCUCUGGAAAGACUGUGAACACCAAUCACGUUAUCCGGUAUUUUGCCAUCACGGCCUCCUUAAGGGAGUCCUGGAGAAAAGAGGAGACUUUAGAAGAACAAAUUUUACAAGUGAAUCCUAUCUUGGAAACAUUUGGAAAUGCUAAAACCCUGAGAAAUGACAAUUCUUCUCGUUUUGGAAAAUUCCUCAGGUUGCACUUUGAUGGGAGAGGCAUGCUGUCAUCUACAGACCUCCAGAUCUAUUUCCUUGAGAAAUCCCGAGUGACUUAUCAGCAGCCUGGAGAGAGGAACUACCACAUAUUCUAUCAAAUUCUUUCUGGAAAACAAGAACUUCGAGACAAGCUCCUGGUAUCUGCAAAUCCCUGUGACUUUCACAUUUGCUCCUGUGGUGCAGUUGCUGUGGAGAACUUGGACGACGCUAAAGGACUCUUGGUCAUGGAGCAAGCCAUGGACGUCUUGGGCUUCCUUCCUGAGGAGAAGGAUGGAUGCUACAAACUUAUUGGAGCCAUCAUGCACUUUGGAAACAUGAAAUUUAGACAGAAGCCCAGAGAAGAGCAACUGGACGUGGAUGGCACAGAAAGUGCUGAAAAAGCUUCUGUCCUCAUGGGUGUUAACUCCUCUGAGUUGGUGAAGGGCUUGAUCUAUCCUAAAAUCAAAAUUGGUAGUGAAUACGUCAGCAGAAGUCAAAAUGUAGAACAGGUAAUUUAUGCUGUUGGUGCGCUGUCUGCGUCAAUAUAUGAAAGGAUGUUUAAGUGGCUGGUGGCACGUCUGAACCGGGUCUUGGACACCAAGCUGCCAAGGCACUUCUUUAUUGGCAUACUUGACAUCACUGGUUUUGAAAUCCUUGAUUAUAAUAGCCUUGAACAACUUUGGAUUAAUUUAACCAAUGAAAAAUUGCAACAGUUCUUCAAUCAGCACAUGUUUGUUCUGGAGCAAGAAGAGUACAGGAGAGAAGCCAUUGACUGGGUGUCCAUUGACUUUGGUCUGGAUUUGCAAGCCUGUAUAGAUCUUAUUGAGAAGCCCAUGGGCAUCCUUUCCAUCCUUGAAGAAGAAUGCAUGUUUACUAAGGCUACAGACAUGACUUUCAAGACAAAACUCUUCGAUAACCAUUUUGGAAAGUCAGUUCAUUUUCAAAAACCAAAGACUGAUAAGAAGGAGAAACAUGAAGCUCACUUUGAACUUGUCCAUUAUGCAGGAGUGGUUCCUUAUAACAUCUGUGGUUGGCUUGGAAAGAACAAAGACCUUCUUAAUGAAACAGUGGUGGCGCUAUUUCAGAGGUCUUCCAGUAGACUCUUGGCAAGUCUUUUUGAAAACUACACCAGUGCUGAUAGUGCUAUACAAUUUGGGGACAAGAAACACAAGAAAGGUGCCUCGCUGCCGUCGAUUACAUCUCUGCAUAAAGAAAACCUAAAUGCAUUGAUGGCUACUUUGAAAUCAACAGCACCUCACUUUGUAAGAUGUAUAAAUCCCAAUGCGAACAAAAUGCCAGGUGUUAUGGACCCUCUCCUGGUUCUGCAGCAGCUGCGCUGUAAUGGUGUCUUAGAAGGGAUUAGGAUAAGCCGUGAAGGUUUCCCCAAUCGAAUGCUGUAUGAUGAUUUUAAACAAAGGUACUGCGUUCUACACCCCAGGAUCUUGUCAAAGUGCAGGUGUGUCAGCAGCAGAGCAGCUGUUGAGGAAGCGCUUGUCUUUCUGGAGGUAGACAAUACCAAGUACCAGCUGGGGAUGACUCAGGUAUUUUUUAAAGUUAACUUUCUGGCCCAGUUGGAAGAAAGAAGAGAUGAGAGAGUAUCUAAGGUCCUCAUAUUGUUCCAAGCCAGAGCACGAGGCAAGCUGAUGCGUAUUACAUUCCAGAAGAUUCUACAGAAAAGAGAUGCACUUCUUUUGAUCCAAGGGAACAUAAGAGCUUUCAUGGCUAUAAAGAAUUGGCCCUGGAUGGGGCUCUUUCUCAAGAUCAAGCCCUUUAUUAAGUCUGGAGGGGACACAGGUGGACGGAAGGAAGAGUAUGAGCAGCUGCAGAAAGCCUUGGAGAAGUCAGAGUCUCAGAGGGAGGAACUGCAAGCCGGGCAGGUAUCCCUUCUCCAAGAAAAGAAAGACCUGCUUUUCCAGCUGCAGACUAAGGGAGAGGCCCUGGCCAAUGCUGAAGCGCAGUGUGGGUCACUGAAGAAAUCUAAUGCCCAGCUGGAGGCCAGAGUGAAGGAGCUGUCUGGGCGGGUAGGGGAAGAAGAGGAGAGAUGUUCUGAGCUGACCGCCAGGGGGCGGAAAGUGGAAGAUGAAUGUUCUGAGUUGAAGAAAGAAAUUGAUGACUUGGAAACAAUAUUGGCGAAGUCAGAAAAGGAAAAACAUGUAGCACAGCACAAGGUGAAGACCUUGGCUGAGGAGGUGGACUUUCUAAACAAGGACAUUAGUAAACUUAAUAGAGCAAUGAAGGCUCUGCAGGAGACCCACCAGCAGACCCAGGAGAACUUGCAUACAGAGGAGGAUAAAUUCAGCAACCUGAGCAAAGAAAAUCAGAAACUGGGGCAGCAAGUUGACGCACUGGAAGGUGCCCUUGAACGGGAGAGGAAAGCCAGACUGAAGUGUGAGAGAGAAAAGCACAGACUGGAGGGCGAUUUAAAGAAGAACCAGGAAAGUGCAGAGGACCUGGAGAGGAGCCAGCAGCAGCUAGCCGAGCAGCUGAGGAAGAAAGAAUUAGAAGUAAGUCAGAUGAAUUCAAAGGUGGAGACAGAGAAAAGCCUGGUGGGUCAGCUGCAGAAGAUGGUUCAAGAGCUUCAGACUCAUAUAAGACACUUGAAAGAGGAACUGGAAACCGAAAAGACCACUCGAGCCAAGGUGGAAAGAGAGAAAGCUGUCCUCACCCGAGACCUGGAAGACUUGAAUGAGAGACUGGAGGAGGCGGGGGGGAGCAGCUUGGCUCAGCUGGAGAUAACUAAAAACCAGGAGGAAAGAUUUCAGAAGCUUCGGAGAGUCAUGGAGGAGGCUACCCUGCACUUCGAGGCAACUUCUGCCUCUUCCAUAAAGAGAUACGCAGACAGCCUGGCUGAGCUUGAGGGCCAGGUAGAAAACCUGCGGCAGGUCAAGCAGACCCUGGAACAAGACAAGGGUGACUUGCAGCUACAAGUGAAUGACCUGCAGAUGCAUGUUGAGCAGAUGUCCAGAGCUAAGGUGGGUGCUGAGAAGCUGUGUAGUCUGUAUGAAAGGCGCUUGAGCGAAGCAAACACUAAGCUGGAUGAGGUGACCCAGUUGGCAAACGACCUGACAGUGCAGCAGACAAAACUACAGAGAGAAGGUGGUGAGCUUUUAAAUAGACUGGAAGAAAAGGAAGCUCUGAUAAGCCAACUUUCCAGAGAAAAGAAGAACUUCACUCUUCAAAUUGAGGAACUGAGGAUGCAGCUGGAAGAGGAGACCAGGUCUCAGAGUGUCCUGGCCCAUGCCCUGCGCUCAGCCAAGCAUGACUACAGACUUCUUCACGAACAGUAUGAAGAAGAGCAGGAGGUCAAGGCUCAGCUGCACCGGGCCCUGGCCAAAGGCAACAAGGAAACAGUCCAGUGGAGAAUGAAGUAUGAGCGUGACAUGAUCCAGAAAACUGAAGACCUGGAGGAUUCCAAGAAGAAGCUGGCCAUCAGGCUGCAAGAGGCUGCCAGCAGCACGGGGGCGGCCCACGCGCGGAGCGCCGCGCUGGAGAGGGCCCGGCAGCGGCUGCGGCGCGAGCUCGGGGACGUGAACUCAGCCCUGGGGACGGCGCGCGCGGCGGCGGCGGCGCGGGAACAGGAGCGGCAGCGCGUGGAUGACGCCAGGGCAGGCUGGCAGCGGAGGUGCCAGGAGAGCCAGGCCUUGCUGGACGCCUCCCAGGGGGAGGCCCGGGCUCUGGGCGCCCAGGUCCUCGCCCUCAAGCGCGCCUGUGAGGAGAGCAGCGAGGGCCAGGAGUCACUGCGGAGCCAGAACGCCGGCCUCCAAGAACAGAUCUCUAGUCUCACAAACCAGGUGGAAGAAGCAACAAGGAAAUUAGCUGAAAUGGAGAAGGCCAAGAAGUUGAUUGAACAAGAGAAGGCUGAAGCCCAAGAGUCACUGGAAGAAAAAGAGGGAGCUCUGGAACGGAAUGAAAGCAAGAUUCUUCAUUUGCAGACUGAACUCUCAGAAGCCAAAGCAGAACUUGAAAGAAAGCUUUCAGAGAAAGAAGAAGAAAUAGAAAAUUUAAGGAGGAACCAGCAGUGUGCUAUGGACGCCCUGCAGUCCAGCCUGGAUUCUGAAACUAGGAGCAGAAUUGAGGCCACCCGGCUCAAGAAGAAGAUGGAAGGGGACCUCAAGGAGAUGGAAAUUCAGCUUUGCUCUGCAAACCGCCAGGUCUCACAAACAACCAAGUCCCUGGGCCAGCUUCAGAGCCAGAUGAAGGACCUUCAAGCACAGCUGGGUGACAGCACGUGCUGGAACCGUGACCUGAAGGAGCAGGUGUCUCUAGCUGAGCAGCGCAACUCUGUUCUUCAGUCUGAACUGGAGGAGCUGAGGUCCUUGCAAGAGCAGACUGAGUGUGGGCGCAGGCUGGCAGAAAAAGAGCUCCUGGAAGCCACAGAAAGAAUCAAUGUUUUCCAUACCCAGAACACGAGCCUCCUUGGGCAGAGGAAGAGACUGCAGGCUGAUGUCGCUCGAAUGCAGAAGGAAGCUGAAGAGCUGCUGCGGGGACGUGACGAGGCAGAAGAGAAGGCCAAGAAGGCUGCCUCCGAGGCUGCAAACAUGUCAGAAGAACUGAAGAAGCAACAAGACACCAGCGCCCACUUGGAGAAGAUGAGAAAGAAUAUGGAGCAGACAAUCAAGGAUUUGCAAAAAAGGCUGGAUGAAGAAGGACAGACUGCCUUGCUGGGAAGCAAAAAGCAAAUCCAGAACCUGGAAUCCAGGGUGCGGGACCUGGAAAGUGAGCUGGACAGUGAGCUCAGGCGCAGCGCGGAGGCCCAGAGGGAAGCCCGCAGGCUGGAGCGAGGCAUCAGAGAGCUGACCUAUCAGGCAGAGGAAGAUAAGAAAGCGCUGAGCAGAAUGCAAGCUCUGAUAGAUAAACUCCAGCUGAAAGGACAGAGUUACAAGCAGCAGGUAGAGGCCGCGGAGGCACAAGCUAAUCAAUACCUUUCGAAGUAUAAGAAGCAGCAACAUGAGCUGAAUGAAGCCAAGGAAAGGGCAGAGGCAGCAGAAUCUCAAGUCCAUAAACUCAAGGCCAAAGUCAAAGAGCUUGAAAGAAAGGUUCGUGAGGAGUAAGCGAUUUCUUCUUUCAAAAGGACAAGUGGAAGAGUAAAAGGAAGAUGGUCUAAAACUUAAGGCUGAAUUUGAAACAAGCCCUUAGAGGAUUUACAUAUUUAUGU
Jaculus jaculus (lesser Egyptian jerboa) is the source of this 5876-nucleotide messenger RNA. It is a transcript of the gene Myh15, whose product is annotated as myosin heavy chain 15. Bases 1 to 5772 code for a protein of 1923 amino acids. The record is from RefSeq and is a predicted model, not a curated record. Gene Ontology annotation, cellular component: myosin complex. Gene Ontology annotation, molecular function: actin filament binding; ATP binding; cytoskeletal motor activity. The transcript is spliced from 41 exons. Lineage: Eukaryota; Metazoa; Chordata; Mammalia; Rodentia; Dipodidae.